AUGAUUCUUUUUCUGGCUGAUGCAAUAUUUUUCUUCACUAGCGAGGAUAAAAACAAUAAAAAAUUUGACAACUGUCUGUUCAUGCUCUCAUUUCAUGUGUUCUCGGUUUUCUAUGGAUUGAUAUUCGCUCUGGUUCAACCUGAAAAUAGACGAGUUUUCGGUGCUUGUGGAAUUUUGGCGUCUGUCCAACUGGUCCUCUCAACCGCCUACUAUUUCUAUAUAUUUCUCUCCACCGACCCCAACGACACUCAACAAUUGUUAUACUACACCAAUCGUCUCGCGCCAAUUUCCAUCAUUUAUAUGACGGUUUUGUCAGUGAUCUCGGUUUUAGUGAUGUGCAAGAUGAGCUUCUUCCGUCCAUACACAAAAUUGAUCACGGAUUUGUACGAGGUUGAGGAGAGGAAUGGGAAGAAAGCAGUUUGA
Caenorhabditis briggsae is the source of this 423-nucleotide messenger RNA. The transcript has 5 exons. NCBI's taxonomy places the organism in Eukaryota, Metazoa, Nematoda, Chromadorea, Rhabditida, Rhabditidae. Bases 1 to 423 code for a protein of 140 amino acids. The record is from RefSeq and is a predicted model, not a curated record.